UCCCUGGGACUCCUGGGACCACAGCCCAGAUGCAGGGUGGCUGGAGGGAAGUGAAAGGCGAACUCCGUCGGGGCCUGGUUGGGCGAGACCCCCCGUCUCCCACUCUCCUGGACCUCUGACGGCCAUGGCCGCGGCCCAGCAGCUGCGGGCUGAGAGCGACUUCGAGCAGCUUCCCGACGACGUGGCCGUCUCAGCCAACAUCGCUGACAUCGAGGAGAAGAGGGGCUUCACCAGCCACUUUGUUUUCGUCAUCGAGGUGAAGACGAAAGGGGGAUCCAAGUACCUCAUCUACCGCCGCUACCGCCAGUUCCACGCCCUGCAGAGCAAGCUGGAGGAGCGGUACGGGCCCGAGAGCAAGACCAGCGCCCUCCCCUGCAACCUGCCCGCCCUCCCAGCCAAAGUCUACAUGGGUGUGAAGCAGGAGAUCGCCGAGAUGCGGAUACCUGCCCUGAACGCUUACAUGAAGAGCCUCCUCAGCCUGCCCAUCUGGGUGCUGAUGGACGAGGACGUCCGCAUCUUCUUCUAUCAGUCGCCCUACGACUCGGAGCAGGUGCCCCAGGCGCUCCGCCGGCUCCGCCCACGCACCCGGAAGGUCAAGAGCGAGUCCCCGCAAGGCACCGGCUUAGACCGCUUGGCAGCUCCGAGAGCAGAGGCCCUGUUUGACUUCACGGGGAACAGCAAGCUGGAGCUGAAUUUCAAAGCUGGAGAUGUGGUCUUCCUUCUCAGUCGCAUCAACAAAGACUGGCUGGAGGGCACUGUCCGGGGAGCCACCGGCAUCUUCCCGCGGUCCUUCGUGAAGAUCCUCAAGGACUUCCCCGAGGAAGACGACCCCACCAACUGGCUGCGCUGCUACUACUAUGAGGACACCAUCAGCACCAUCAAGGACAUUGCAGUGGAGGAAGACAUCAGUAGCACCCCGCUCUUCAGGGACCUGCUGAAGCUCAUGAGGCAGGAGUUCCAGAGGGAGGACAUCAGCUUAAAUUACCGGGACGCUGACGGGGACCUGGUUCGGCUGCUCUCAGAUGAGGAUGUGCGGCUCAUGGUGAAGCAGGCCCAAGCGCUCCCCUCCCAGAAGCGCCUCUUCCCCUGGAAGCUGCACAUCACCCAGGAGGACGACUACAAGGUCUACAACACAGUCCCCUGAGCUGAUGGUGUCCCCGGGCAGGGAGGGGACACCUGACGAAACUUCCCUUUAAGAGAAAUUAAACAGACCUUGCCACGUCUGCUCACACAAA
Messenger RNA from Myotis davidii, 1235 nucleotides. It is a transcript of the gene NCF4, whose product is annotated as neutrophil cytosolic factor 4. Gene Ontology annotation, biological process: phagocytosis; respiratory burst; superoxide anion generation. The record is from RefSeq and is a predicted model, not a curated record. Gene Ontology annotation, cellular component: NADPH oxidase complex. Bases 125 to 1144 code for a protein of 339 amino acids. The transcript is spliced from 10 exons. Gene Ontology annotation, molecular function: protein binding; superoxide-generating NADPH oxidase activator activity; phosphatidylinositol binding. NCBI's taxonomy places the organism in Eukaryota, Metazoa, Chordata, Mammalia, Chiroptera, Vespertilionidae.